Messenger RNA from Betta splendens (Siamese fighting fish), 3587 nucleotides. RefSeq names its product putative methyltransferase NSUN7. Gene Ontology annotation, molecular function: methyltransferase activity. The coding region runs from base 687 to 3278 and encodes 863 amino acids. The transcript is spliced from 11 exons. NCBI's taxonomy places the organism in Eukaryota, Metazoa, Chordata, Actinopteri, Anabantiformes, Osphronemidae. The record is from RefSeq and is a predicted model, not a curated record.
AAGUCCACGUUCUCAUGUGGAGGAAGUUGCUUCACACCCAUUAAAUCACUGCUGUUUGAUAUUCAUUAAUAUAUCCCAUUUGCACCAUCAUGGCCUUAUUGGACGCGUUGGACUUUUCUGGUCAAUUCUUCUGCUUAAUAUUGAUGAGUGCUGUAAAAGCCGAUUACACUCUGUCUGCGUUUCUCUCUAUUAAUCCGGUUAAUUAGGAGCUAGUGGUCCCUGCAACUUCUGGGUUUUAAUGCAGUGAUGUGUGGAUGCCACUCAAUGCACGCACCGCCAGUUUAAACUGGAAAAGUGCGUAAACCAAGUGCGUGUGCGUCUGUAGCACAGAGAUGAGUGCAGCAGGUCACUCAGAGGUGGACCUUUGUCCAGGGUCGGGCAGUGGCCCAUUAUUUAUUCAUGCCCAUGUAUUUGACCGGCCAUCUAAUUGCGGCAGGAGGAGCCCAAUUACCCACAGCGGCCUCGAGCCGCUCAGGCUCACAUUCACAGAAACGGCAGGGUGGAUCACAUGUCAGGCCUGACUGGCGAUAUGCAUCUUAUUUACAUUUGUGCAGCUCGAAGUUGGCUUCUGCUUGGUCGCUCAGAGGUUUGAGAGAAGCUGGCUGCAGUGUGAAAAUGGAAAGAUGCUUGAUUUUGUUGCUGUGAUUACAGCCGAUAAUCUUAAUCUAAAGUUAAAUCUUUAGUGGAUGUAUUUUUUUCUUUUUUUGCUGCUGUUUGUUUAUUCGUGUAACAUGAGCGGCCAAACACCCUCUGUCACAGUGGAGUCCAGCGAUAAGACAGCGGACGACUCACAAGACGACCACAACCAGGAGACCGUCAAAGAGCCUCUGUCACUUGUGCUUCCUCAGCUCCAUUCAUCUCUGCCCUCACCAGCCGUCCCUCCAUCGGAUCAAGCCUUCCUCCAGGCAUCGCUCAUUUUCCAGCAGCUGCGCGAGGACAGGCCGGACGCGCAUCCGCGUCUGCGCUACGGGAAGAAAGUGGCGGCGCCGCUGCCCGUGUGCGGGGACCGGGCCACGCAGACGCGGGCCUACCAGCUCGCCUUCAACGCGCUCAAAUACCAAGAUUUACUGGAGGCCGUCAUCACCGACAGCUGCUUCCACGCAUCCCAGCACAUUCCCGGCGACCUGUUGCCGCUCGCGGUGGUGAUGCUGUACGACUUCCAGGACCGGAGGUUCGCGGUGCACGAGCGCUCGCCGGACGCGUCGGAGGAGGCUCUGCCGGACGUCCGGGCGCUGGAGGCCGGUCUGCGCAGGUGCAAGGUGAAGCUGGCGGCGUCGCUGGCCCGCUGCAGAGUCCGACUGGACCUGCAGAGCGUGUCCGGCUUCCUGCCCCGCUCCGUCAGAACCAGACACCGACGGGCAAAGCGCCUGCCGCUCUGCGCGUGGGUCAACGCUCUCCAGAUCAGCGUUGACGACAUGUGCGACGCGCUGCGAGGCGCCGGUUUGUCCGAGGUUGAGAACAUCGCGCAGCUCCACGAGGCGUCGUUCUGCAGAGACCCUCUCUGUCCGGACGCCCUCGUCUUCUCGCACCACCUCCGCGAACUGCUUCACGGCCACAGUCUCGCCCGCUCGCACGUGCUGAACAUACAGGACCGGAGCCUCUGCGUGGCGGCGACCGUGCUCCGGCCCCUGCUGUUCGACGGCUACGACGUCCUGGUGGCGGGCUCCUUCUCCGCCGUGACGCUCGCCCACGUGGCGGCGGUGGCCGCCGACCGGCCGGGCCGGGUGCUGGUGUGCGGCGCCGAUCACGCGCCUCCGCACGUGCAGGAGAUGAAGGAGCUGCUCACGCAGAUGGGCAUCAAGAAUGUGCGCGUCAUGUCCGCCGCGUUCUACGGUCUGGACGACUGGGACGCCACCGUCAAGCACGUGAAGGUCAUCGUGGUGCUGCCCCAGUGCUCGACCUCGGCCCUCAGCGACCCGGUGUCCACCAUCCACAGUGAGCACGGAGACCUGGAGCUGCUGACGGACCUGUCCAACGGGUCCGUGUCCAGGAGGAAAAUACAGGCGCUGGCCGCCCAGCAGGCGAAGCUACUGGCACACGCUCUCAACUGUGAAUCUCACAAGACACGAUCACGCACACACACACACACACACACACUGAGACGAAGACAGAGACAGAUCACUCUCCAAAGGCUGUUGCUCAUCCAAUGUGCGGUUACAGUCUCUCUCUCUCUCUCUCUCUCUCCCCUCUGUGUGUCAGUCUCGAAGGCUCAGACCGUGGUUUACUGCACGCGCUCAGUGUAUCCCGAGGAAAACGAACAGCUGGUGAAAAGAGUGCUGGAUAAAACACACACUCAGCCCAAACUGCUGCCCUUCAGGGUGAACGGUCCCAUUUUCCCAGACGAGUCCCAGCCGGCCUCCGACACACCGGAGUCCAAGUUCUUCAGGCUGGAGCCGUCUGAGUUCACCAACGGCUGCUUCGUAGCCCGUCUGUCCCGGCAGGCAGACCCCACUAAGGUGGAAUCUGUGCACGAUGUGCUGGCGAGGGCAGCGGCGAAGGGCCUCCUGGGUGGAAUACUUCCCGAACAAUCGAAAACGGCCAAGAAGGGCCGAAACAGGAAGAGCCGUGCGGAUUCCAGCCCCAGCCAGCCCUCGUCCCCCUCCAGCGAAGAGAGGCAGACAGGAAGCGAGCUCGCGGCUGGACGGGAUCCAGUCCUACCUUCAGAUGGCGGCGAGGUAGCCUUCAAGUGUAGCGAGGAGGAAGAGGAGCGCACAAAUGAAGAAGAGGCAGGAGAGAGGAAGGCAGAAAAAGAGAGGGGGCAGAGGCGAAAGCACAAACGAGGCCAAAGGAAAGCCCCCAAAGAGCCCAAGCAGCAAACGAAGGGCCACAAGAAGAAACGAAAGAAGAGCAAACCGAGGCGAAUCCCUCGCCUGACGCUGACGCUCAUCUCCUCCGCUCAGGCCUCCAAGCGCCUGUCUCCCAUCACCGCUGCGGCGCACAAGCUCCUCGACGACCCAGGGAUUCAGGCACAGCGGGCAGCCGGUUCUGGAGGACGAGGCCCGCCUGCUCAGGCCGCUCCACCCGCAGCCUCCACGCAGGCCAGGCCAGCGAACACGGAGGGGACGGCGACGGAUGCAGAUAAAAGAGCAGGUCCGCGUCAGGCUGUGGAGAUUAAAGCGGUGACGCGGGAGGCGAAGGCAACGGACGGGGUCCUUCCACCCAUUUCAUCCCAGUGCUUAGUGUCUGGGCAUAGUAAGAGCUCUUCAUCCCACACCUCCCAAACUCAGCUGUCCAACGUGUCUGCGUCCUCAUCCUCACUCUACCUGCCUGGAUUAUAAUGGGGGACUAUGACCAAGGCUAUUUAGUAGAAUUAUAUUAUAGCACAGCCUGUUAAUUAACUGACUGGCACAUCAAAAGGAAGCUGAGACUUUCAAGCCACUGAGUUAUUACUCAACUAACGAGAGCUAACAUAUAAAAUUGUUUGCAGAGACCAGGACCAAGGACUUUAAUCAAAGUCACAAAAAUGUGUAAAACCCAUCAGAUCAAAGAUUACUCCUGUACUGUGGUUGAACUGCUCCCAACUCGGAGCAGGAAUCAUAAGUUGCAGCAAACACAAAACAUAAAGCCAUGCAUGUUAUUAUGCUGUU